Messenger RNA from Prinia subflava (tawny-flanked prinia), 7647 nucleotides. It is a transcript of the gene TECPR1, whose product is annotated as tectonin beta-propeller repeat containing 1. Bases 2199 to 5933 code for a protein of 1244 amino acids. The transcript has 25 exons. Gene Ontology annotation, biological process: autophagosome maturation. Gene Ontology annotation, cellular component: lysosomal membrane; autophagosome membrane. The record is from RefSeq and is a predicted model, not a curated record. Lineage: Eukaryota; Metazoa; Chordata; Aves; Passeriformes; Cisticolidae. Gene Ontology annotation, molecular function: phosphatidylinositol-3-phosphate binding.
CAAAUGUGAGGCAGAACUUCCUCAUUAGGGGAAAGACAUUUGCUUAAAAUGAAUGUUAAGUAACAAGGAAAAAAUUCCCUCUUUUUAAGAAGUGAGGUUUGGGAAAGCAUGGAAGAGCCAACAGUAGGGAAUCUCUCUGUACAAACCCCCUCUGACUGCAUUAGGACAAAGGCUGCAAAGCAGUGAAACAGGAUUGAAGAUAUCUUGACUAGGCUUUGGUUUCCUGGAGAAAACUCCUUCUUCCUGAGUCAUGCAGUAACCACAGGACUGAAGGACAGAAGUGAGGAAGGAUAUUUGCAUGUUUUCUUUCUCUUUUGCACGGCUUCAGCCAUUUGGGGAAUGCACCUUUCACAGGCCACAGACUGCAAGGGAGGUUCCCAUUAACCCAGUGCAAAUCCAUUUAUAUUCAGCUGUCUUUGCUUCCUCCUUAGCUCCUUACAGAAUGGGAGCUCUAUUGCAACACCAGCAAUUGAACAAAGCAGGGCUCAGCACUGGACACCCAGAGCAGAGAGAGUUCUGUAAGGCAUCAAUUCAAAUCUAACUUCUACAUCAAAGUACAGGUGUAGCAGAGCUGCUGACCACACAGAAGGCACGUGCUGCCAGCAUCAUGGAGAGCACUUGUUUGGUUUCACAUGUAAUGUCCUGCCCAAAAUAACCAGAGAAAAACUGUACUGUUGUAAAUGACUUAUUGUACCAACCCCUCGCACAUCCAGUCAUUUAUGCUGCCAUCCUGCAAGAUUAUAGACUGCGGUUCAAAAUCCAAACCGUGAAAAAAAAAACCAUGAAAUGCUCCAUAAAUUCUCCCACAAUCUAGUUCCCAUGGAAAACAACUAAAAUCUUGUUUCUACCUGCUAAUAGUGGCCAUGGGAUUGAGUACACAUCAGUUGUAUCAGUCACAAAAACUGAAAAUCCUGCAAAAUGAAUUUUCUAAGAUCUAAACUGUACUUGGUCUUAUGAAUAUGUUUUGCUACAAUGAUCAAAUCAUCAAAAGACUACUAGAAAGCAAAAAUUCUGUGUUGAGGUAGGCCCCAGCCAGUGCAAGGGACCAAACCACUGCAGUGAGUCAAGUGUGCUGGGGUCUCAGCAGGAAACAACCCAGACAGGAUGGCUUUGCCUCACACAGGAACCAUUCUAGAGAACUUCAUGUGUGCAUCAACCCUCCAAACCACAACCCUCUGUACACUAAAACCAUGUGAACCCACAGGACAAGAGCAAGGCAGACAUAUUCUCCUUAACCAGCAACUAGGAACUCCUCAGGCAAGAUUCACUACAGAUCAGCCAGUUCCCUUUGAAAGAGGUCUGCAAUGCUUUUUCAACUCCUGUACUGGCCUGCAAGAUAUAUAAAGGUCUGGGAUGCUUUUGGUUCAGAUGUGUGAAUGGACAGGCAUGGGAGUCCUUGCCUAUCUUAUUAGAUUUUCUGUCUCACUUCAAAAUGAACUGGAAUGUGAUAGCAAAAGAGAUGUACAAGCAAGCAGUUUCAAAGGGAGGUUAUAAUUUGUAGCUGAGCAAGUUGUGAUAUACUGCAAUAAAUGUUAAGCAGCACCUUUGGUGUCACCCAGGGAAGGAGGAUUGUUACUGCACUGCCACAGACUGACAGGAAAAGCCACCUCCUUCCUUACAUCUCAGGCAGGGCAUUUCCUGAUGCAUCCCAGCUUCAGGCAAAGGCUGGUUUCCCUCACUCCGAGCAGCGGGACAGAUGGAUGGGCUCUGCCUGCAUGAGCCCCUUCCACAGAAUCAGCAUCACGGCAUGGGUCAGCUUGGAAGGGACCACAGCGGCUCAGCUCUUCAACCUCCUUGCUCAAGCAGGGUCGUUCCAGAGUGCAGGGCACAGGAUGGCAUCCAGACAGUCCUUGAACAUCUUCAGUGCGGGAAACCCCACACCCCCUCUGGGCAAUCUGUUCCAGUGCUCGGUCACUGCACAGGAAAGCUGCUCUUCCUCAUGUUCAGGUGGAACGUCCUGGAUCAGUUUCUGCCCGCUGUCUCUUGUUCUAUUGCUUGGCACCAUGAGCAGAGCUCCAUCCUCUUGACGCCUCCCUCUCGGUAUUUCUACAUGGAUGAGGUCCCGUCUCAGUGUCUCCUCUCGAGGCCGAACAGGCCCAGCUCCCUCACAGGGUCCGCCCCGGUGCCGUGCUCGGCUCCGCCGCUCUCCCCGCGCUCCGGCCCCGCCGCCCCGGCCGUGACGCGCCCGGCCCGCGCCAAUGGCGGCGGCGCUCGGGGCCGCUGUGGGCGCGGCGCUCCCCGCCGGCCGCGGCUCCGCGGGGCCGCCCUGCCGGGGCGCGGCGGCUCCUUCCGCCGGGAGCGGCGCCGGGCGGCGGGAGGCAGAUAUGGCCAUGCCCAAUUCCCUCUUGUGGGCUGUUGACAUUUUUGGGAGGGUUUACACUCUCUCUACUGUUGGCCAGUACUGGGAGCUCUGCAAGGACACACAGCUGGAGUUCAAACGGGUCUCUGCUGUCAAACAGUGCUGCUGGGGAAUAGCCUGUGACCAUCAGGUGUACACCUACGUGUUCUCAGGAGAUGUUCCCAUCAGAUACCAGGAGGAAACCUAUGAGAACCAGCGCUGGAAUCCUGUUGGUGGCUUUUGUGAGAAAUUACUGCCCAGUGACCGCUGGCAGUGGAGUGAUGUGAGCGGGCUAAAACACCAGCAGCUCGAUAGUUUCACACUGCCUUCACCACACUGGGAGUGGGAGUCUGACUGGUAUGUGGAUGAAAAUAUUGGAGGGGAACCAACAGAGAAAGGGGGCUGGACCUAUGCCAUAGACUUCCCCAGCACCUACACGAAGGAUAAGAGAUGGAAUUCUUGUGUCAGACGCAGGAGAUGGAUCAGAUACAGGAGAUACAAAUCACGGGACAUUUGGGCAAAGAUUGUGUCCCACGAUGAACCAGACCAGCUGCCAGACCCCUUCAAUGACAUCUCCAUCGGGGGAUGGGAGAUCACGGACGAGCCGCUCGGACGCCUCUCAGUGUGGGCAGUUUCUUUGCAAGGAAGGUUAUGGUACAGAGAAAAUGUCUGCCACCACAAUCCAGAAGGUUCCACGUGGUCCUUAGUCACCACUCCUGGUGAAGUUGUACAGAUCAGCUGUGGACCCUACGACCUCCUUUGGGCAACUCUUUGGGAAGGGCAAGCUAUUGUGAGAGAAGGAAUUGAUAGGAAUAACCCUCAAGGAAUUUCCUGGAGUAUUGUGGAGUCUCCAAGCUCUGAAAAUGGAAUUAUGCACGUCUCCGUGGGUGUUGAUGUAGUGUGGUGUGUUACAAAGGAUAGAAAAGUGUGGUUUAGAAGAGGAGUGAACUCACAUAAUCCUUGUGGGACAAGCUGGAUUGAAAUGGUUGGAGAAAUGAUGAUGGUAACUGUGGGCUUAAACAACCAGGUCUGGGGAAUUGGCUGCGAUGACAGAGCCAUUUAUUUUCGUCAAGGGGUCACACCAAGUGAGCUCAGUGGGAAGACAUGGAAGGCAAUUGUGUCUGGCAGAGAGAGUGACAGAUCUCAGACUGGGAGCUCAACAAGUCUGCUCAGUGCUGGCUGUUUCUUUACUGAUGAUAUUCAGAACCAAACAAGCGCGGUCAUUCAGGGUGAUGCAGAUCCUUCCUCUGAUACAGAGCUCCCCGGCGUGCCCGCCAGCCCUGCCAGCACUGCCCUGCCGGGAGCUGCAGCUGCUGGGAAUGGCCCAGCCAGCCCGGCUGAAACAUCUGCACAGCUCCCUGUGGAUGCCCUGCACUCUGAGCAAGGAGAAGCCACUGCUGCUCCAGCUGCUAAUGAGAAAGAUAACCUUGAAAUGAAUAAAUCUCCUGGAAACCCAAAUCCUUCUGCAGAACUGCAGUGGAUCAACAUUGACUUGAAGGAGGCUCAGAAGCAUCCGGUGCUCUCUGUCAGCAGCUUUGCAGACACAUCCAGCCUCUCCUCCCUGGGCGUGUUCUCGGUGGGAGCUGAAGACCAGUACGGAGCCGAUGAGCACCCGCUGUGGGCCUGGGUGUCUGGGGGAGGCUGUCUGGUAGAUCUGCACAGCCCCCUGAAGUGGUUCUCUGCUCCAUCAGGUUUGUCAUCAUCCGUGCAGUCUCUGUCCCUGUCCAUCACUCCUGCACAGACAGCAGCAUGGAGGAAGCAGAUUUUUCAGCAGCUCAGUGAAAGGACAAAGCGGGAACUGGAGAAUUUCAGGCACUAUGAGCAGGCUAUUGAGCAGUCAGUGUGGGUUAAAACUGGAGCCUUGCAGUGGUGGAGGAACUGGAAGCCUCAUAAGUGGAUGGACGUUCGAGUGGCACUGGAGCAGUUCACUGGGAGCGAUGGGAUGCGUGAUAGCAUCCUGUUCAUCUACUACAUGUACCACGAGGAGAAAAAGUACAUCCACGUGUUCCUGAAUGAAGUGACCAUUAUAGUUGAAGUGCUGAAUGAAGCCAAGCACUCCUUUGCACUGUACACACCUGAGAGGACGAAGCAGCGAUGGCCAAUCCGCCUGGCAGCCGCAACAGAGCAAGAAAUGCACGACUGGCUGUCUCUGCUGAACAUGUCUUGCUGUGAAAGCAGACGGAUCCAAGGCCCUCCUUCUCACCAUGCCAUUUGGUCAGUUACUUGUAAAGGAGACAUCUUUGUUAGUGAGCCAAGUCCUGAGCUGGAGGCCGGACCCCAGCUGAUGCCGUGUGAUCAAAUGUUCUGGCGGCAGGUGGGAGGGCACCUGCGGCUGAUCGAGAGCAACAGCCGGGGCGUGGUGUGGGGCGUGGGCUACGACCACACAGCCUGGGUUUACACCGGAGGAUAUGGAGGUGGCUUCAUCCAAGGGCUGGCCAGCAGUGCUGAUAACAUUUAUACACAGUCAGAUGUGAAAUGUGUUUACAUCUAUGAGAACCAACGGUGGAACCCUGUCACUGGAUACAGCAGCAGAGGUCUGCCCACUGACAGAUACAUGUGGAGUGAUGCCUCUGGCCUGCAGGAAUGCACAAAGACCAACACCAAGCCUCCAUCUCCACAGUGGUCCUGGGUCUCGGAUUGGUACAUCGACUUCAGCGCGGCGGGCGGCACGGACCGGGAGGGCUGGCAGUACGCAGCUGACUUCCCAGCGUCCUACCAUGGCCACAAGACAAUGAAAGACUUUGUCCGACGGAGGCGCUGGGCAAGAAAAUGUAAGAUAGUCACCAACGGGCCAUGGCUGGAAGUGCCUCCUGUUACCCUGUGGGACAUCUCCAUAAUUCCCAGUUCAGCUGCAGAUGAUGAAGAAGCAGUAGCACUGUGGGCAAUCAGUGACAAAGGAGACGUGCUCUGCAGGCUUGGAGUGACACAGCAAAAUCCAGCUGGAACAUCCUGGCUGCACGUGGGAACAGAUCAGCCCUUUAUUUCCAUCUCCAUUGGAGCAUUUUACCAAGUGUGGGCUAUUGCCAGAGAUGGUUCUGCCUUCUACCGGGGUUCAGUGUCUCCAAACAAACCUGCAGGUGACUGUUGGUACCACAUCCCUUCGCCCCAAAAACAGAAGUUAAAGCAAGUCUCAGUAGGACGAACAUCUGUGUUUGUCUUGGAUAAAAAUGGCAAUCUUUGGUACCGCCAGGGGAUCACACCCAGCUACCCUCAGGGAUCUACCUGGGAUCAUGUUUCAAAUAAUAUCCGGAAAAUGUCUGUAGGGCCCCUGGACCAGGUGUGGGUGAUCGCUGACAAAGUGCAGGGCAGCCACAGUCUGAGCUGUGGCACCGUCUGCCACCGCACCGGUGUGCAGCCCCUGGAACCCAAAGGCCUCUCCUGGGAUUAUGGAAUUGGGGGUGGGUGGGAGCACAUUACAGUCCGAGGAAAUGCAACAGAAGCAUCCCGGGCUGCUGUGCCUGACACUGCCGAGGAAAACCCAGCAGCAUCAAAGGAGGGAGAAGAGGAGGAGAGUAAAGGGAAAACAGAACACUCCAAGACCCCUCUGAUGGUCAGUGAAACUCAAGAAUUGGACAGAAAUUCUGUCAACUGUUAAACUGUUGCCAUCUACGUGUUGCUAACAAGCAGUAGGCAAUAGUUUAAAAAGAAAUGUGUCUCCUGCUUGGAGAGAAAAACAUGACAUUUUUGUGCUACUAAUAUGUUUGACCUAACUGGACUUUGCAAUGGGGUAUUUUAAGUACUGAAUCCUUCUAAUGCAUCUUGUGUAAACGUGACUUGAUAGAGUCCAUAGUUUUGUCAAAGCAGGCAAGGUUUUUAACCACAAUGUGUUUCUGACCCUUUACCACAGCUGCUACACACCAUACAAAUGUGAAUAUCUGCGUUGAUGAUCGCUGCAUUUACUUUUUUUUUAUGCUCCCUCCAUUUCUCUCAUAUUCACACAUCUUGCACACUGUCCUUGAGAUUCAUCUUUGAGCACAGAUGAAGGUGUUUCAAUUUGAAUGCAUUGCAGGCAAACACAGCUGGUCCUGUUUGUAGAGGCCCUUACCCACGCACAGAGCUCUGCUCACAGGAGGGCUCCGUGUGUAAGGACGGACUUGGGUCAGGCUGUUCUUGCUCCCAUCAGCAAAAUCAAAUUCAGUACAGCUCUGCUUAGGCUGCAGUUACCAGGAAGGGCCGAUUUUUGCUGUCUUUGCUCACAGUGAGCAAUGUGUUCAUCAGGCAGCAGAAGCCCUGGUUUCAGGGAGCCACUGGAGUUCUGCUCAGUCGGGCUCCGCGAUGUCUCACUCUGAACUGGCACUGCAAGUGCUGGAAAAUCACAUUCUGUCUUCAGCUGAACUGUAGCUGGGAUCACUGAGGUACAGAUGCCUGCCUAAGGAGGCUGGAAGGCACCAGGCUCUGGAGGCUGUGCUCCAGAGCAUUACAAAUUAUGCUUUCAUACUGCAGAAGUCAAGGGAAGGUCUUAAACUCUGACUUUACAGUGGUAGGAAUGCUAAAUAACUUUACUGAUAGCAGUGGAGUUUGCAGUGUACUCUGAUGGCGGUUCAGAAUGAAGCUCUGCUCUUCAUUUUGUGUGAUUUAUUAAUCCCUUUUUCAACAUGAAACCACUUUUUUUUCUCAAAAAAGCCUUUUAUUCCUGGCUUAUUUAUCGUAAUUGGCCAGUUUACAUUCAAUUCUCCUCUCUGUGUGACUGUAUACAAAGCUAUUUUUAUAUGAUGAGCAGUUUGGUGUGGUCUCAGUACUGUAUUUGUAGAAGUAAAACUUGUUUGCACGUAUUUAAGGAAUAUAUUUGGUAUUUAAUGCCAAUGAAAGCACUGUUUCCAAGUCCAAAUGUGAAUGAAGAUUGAAGAUGCUUUACUGAUAAAAAAGAACCUGUUGAUCUUUCCAGUAUGUCAUUAGAGAUUUCUGAUUUAUACAUACAUUGUGGGAGAACCAUAAAUAAUGUGUUGCAUUAAUUACUGUAAUAGGUUUUGCAUAACUUGCACAGUAUCUUGUCCAAAUAAAUAACUUUAUUACAUGUAUUUUUAGAGAAUUAUUAGGAUUGUAUUUUUCUCUGCAUUGUAUCAAGAUUUUUCCUUUUAAUAGUCAGUGUUUACAUCUCCAACAAUCAACCUGAUUGCAUACAAUAAGCUUUAUAAUGUACCUUUGCAUUUUUCCCUACAUUGCCAAGUUUCACUUACUUUACUGUACAAAGCUGGGUUUAAGUGAAAAAAAAAGAUAAGUUAUAAGUUGUUUAUGUUUGAGUACUAAGUAUUUGCCUUCUAAAACAUUAUUUAGAAAAGUAUUUAAUUUAAAAAUAUAAUGUCAUUGUU